AUGCAGCGUAUCGCUAUUUUUUAUUCCAGUUAUCCAGAAGAUUAUAAGGAGUUGCUGUCAUUAGAGUGUGACGAAGUCUUGUUGGGUAUUUUACUAUUUAUUGGCCUUCUUACACGUAUCGUGCCUUUCUCUUUCUUUCACCUACUUGCAUUCCCAGAGUUUGACAGCACAAACUGUACAAAGAAAACCUUUAUAAGAAUACUUUGUAUCCUUGGGGACCAGACAAAAUUAUUUCGUACCGUCCUUACUCUACACGAAGAUAUAAUCAGAAUUAAACAAGGGGAGACGAUUAACCUGUUCACUACCAAGCGCAAAGAGGCCCAGUAUUUUGAUCAUGAAAAAACAAGCUUAUCCAUGAUAGAAGUAAAUGCAUUUGAGAAUCAAAAGAAAUCUGCGAUCACCCGAUUGAAACAGGAUUGGGAAGAGACUAGAGGUGCGCACGGAGUGGGACUACGCAGUGAAAAACGCUAUUGA
Molecule: messenger RNA, 474 nt
Organism: Phycomyces blakesleeanus NRRL 1555(-)
Lineage: Eukaryota; Fungi; Mucoromycota; Mucoromycetes; Mucorales; Phycomycetaceae
Exons: 6
Coding region: 1-474 (157 amino acids)
Source: RefSeq, a predicted model, not a curated record